Molecule: messenger RNA, 1047 nt
Organism: Letharia lupina
Lineage: Eukaryota; Fungi; Ascomycota; Lecanoromycetes; Lecanorales; Parmeliaceae
Exons: 4
Coding region: 1-1047 (348 amino acids)
Source: RefSeq, a predicted model, not a curated record
AUGGAUAGCUGGUCUCGACCUACAAAGCACGCCGCUACGCCUCCACCACUCUAUCUGACACCUGGAGGCGAGGCAAUUCCGUAUUGUCAUACUUGUGGCCGCAUCAUCAGCACCCGGAAGUCACAAACUACCAAAGCCGCCUCAACUACCGUCAAAUACUGCUCCGAUCGAUGCCGUCAUAAUAAACCAAGCCAAGCGCCUAGCAGCACCGACCGUCGCAUUCAAGACACAUUCAUCGCUUUACUCGACGGUAAAGACCUCUCGCUGUUUCUGUCGCAGGACUCUAACACUGUAGUAUCACCCAAUCCAUCUGUCCUCAAGGGUACCAAAGGCGUCUCGAAGAAAGUCAAAGGCGAAACGCGUGUCACGGUAUCCUGUGCUGAAAUCGAGGCGCUUGUUUUUGGCGUAAGACACGACCCCGAAAAAGCAUAUGGGAGGAAGAAGAACAGAGCUCGGCGAGGUGCUCCCGAACCGAAGGAGUGGAAACCCGUUGAUAUGGAAGACAAAGAUGAUGAUGCUGAAAAUCCCCUCACCGUCAACCCCGUCGAUGCUACAAAUUCGUCCUACUCCUCUGAAACCGAGUCUGACAUCUCUGCCACUGGCCAGGUCGACAUGAUAAGCCUUCGAGUCCGACCCCCUCAAUCGAAAUCUGAAGUGAACGGCAGCAUAGGCGGCGAGAAAGGCUGGGCGGAGAAGAUUACCGAAACCCCGGAAAUGCUAGAGAAGAGGCUAGAAGGGCAGAAGCGGGCGGAGGAGAGGGAAUUGGUAAGGUGUGCGGCGAGGAGACUGUGUGCUUUCGGGGUUGUGGUUGAUGAUUUGGUUGGAGGUGAGGAUGGGAGAGAUAGUGGAGGGAAGGGGAAAGGCAAGGAGAAGGGCAAGGGCAAGGGCCACGGCAAGGGAAAGCAGAGCGUUGGAUUACUUAGAGAAGAUGGUGAUGAUGGAGGAGGAAGGCAAGAGUCCAGGAAGAAGUGCGAGGCUGUUAUGAGCGGGAAUGUGGUCGAGGCAAGUUAUGCGAAAGGGGAAUGGGGGAUUCGGUGGAGGGAGUAG